Messenger RNA from Salvelinus sp. IW2-2015, 802 nucleotides. It is a transcript of the gene ube2c, whose product is annotated as ubiquitin-conjugating enzyme E2C. Lineage: Eukaryota; Metazoa; Chordata; Actinopteri; Salmoniformes; Salmonidae. The record is from RefSeq and is a predicted model, not a curated record.
CAUUUUAUUAUCCAUUCAGAAGUAUAUGAUAGGCAGUGCUGGUUAUUUAAAAAACACUUUAGGUUGGCUAAAAAGUCAUUCCGCUUGCUAGUUAGCGUUAUUUUUGCUGCAGUGCUAACGAGAAGACACUCGGUUACAAGUAUGGCCUCUCAAAAUAUGGACCCUGCAACUUCCUCAUCCACAGCCGCUCUGAAAGGCAAUGAGACGGGUGGGAGUGCCGCAAAGGGCUCAGUCACUAAAAGACUUCAACAAGAGCUGAUGACACUAAUGAUGUCUGGACAUAAGGGGAUCUCGGCUUUCCCAGAGUCUGACAACCUUUUUAAGUGGAUCGGAACGAUAGACGGCGCUCAGGGAACAGUUUACGAAGGCCUGAGGUACAAGCUGUCGCUAGAAUUCCCUAGUGGCUACCCUUACAAAGCCCCACGCGUGAAGUUCAUCACAUCGUGUUUCCACCCCAACGUUGACGAUCAGGGAUUCAUCUGUCUGGAUAUCUUGAAAGACAAAUGGUCAGCUCUGUACGAUGUGCGUUCCAUCCUGCUGUCCAUCCAGAGUUUAUUAGGAGAGCCCAACAAUGAGAGUCCCUUGAACACUGCUGCUGCUGAGCUUUGGCAUAACCAGGAAGCAUUCAAAGCCCAUUUGAACUCUACCUACAAGAACUGACCCAAUAUCCUACAAUCCUGCCAUGUGUUUUAUUUUUAAGUGUUUCUUUCUUCUGAUUAUGUAAAUACUGGGUAUCUGUAUAAUAUUUUUAUGUUUGUGUAAACUUUAUGUGAAUAAAGUUUAAUCGUGGCUUUGUUGGUUA